Molecule: messenger RNA, 5723 nt
Organism: Pseudovirgaria hyperparasitica
Lineage: Eukaryota; Fungi; Ascomycota; Dothideomycetes; Acrospermales; Acrospermaceae
Product: P-loop containing nucleoside triphosphate hydrolase protein
Exons: 2
Coding region: 477-5723 (1748 amino acids)
Biological process (GO): transmembrane transport
Cellular component (GO): fungal-type vacuole membrane; fungal-type vacuole
Molecular function (GO): ATP hydrolysis activity; ATP binding; ABC-type peptide transporter activity
Source: RefSeq, a predicted model, not a curated record
UUUGUCAUCAUUGACCGUAUCACCAUAAUUCCGACACCAGGAAUAACAGUGACAUUCGGGCGGUAAAUAACAAGAAUAACUUCACACAAUAGUCUGAGCGUUUAUUGUUCAUUUGCUCAGCAAUCCUCCGCCUCCUGUUUUUGUCGUUCGGGCAAUGAAACAGUGGCCAGCACGGGCCACAGUGGGCCAAACGUCCCAAACGUCACCAGGGAAGCUUGUACAUCUCGAUGCUUAACGUGCAUGGCGACCGUUGAGAGCCCGAUAAUACCCUUGACAACAACAAAAACCUUUCCUGCGCGCCAGAUCCACCACUGCAGCCAGUCUCCUCUGCGAAGUCGCUUCCAUCACAUCCUCACACACAUACCUCAACAUCUUGUGGCUGCUCCUGCCAUAUGUGCCCCUCCGCUCGCUCAUAACAUCCACCCGAGUGCUCAUGUCGACUGAUCCCCGCUGAGAGCUUGGGAGAAUCGGAGGACAUGUUCGCCCAAUGCAAGUCGCCCAUCUGGAGGGCUGACGAUUUUACAACAUGCUUUGAACAAGACUAUCUCCAUGGCCUGUUCCCUCUGAUCGUGUGCGCCACCUCUCUACUAUAUCUAUGCAAACAGAUAUACGAAACAGCUGGGAAAUCAAGAUCACAUAAGUUCUACAAGCCACUUGACGGCACUGUAUCUCACGCUGAGCCAAAUGGAAAUGGCACCUAUGACGACGAUACCGAUACGGACGAUUACGACUCCAAUGAAGAGCUCGCCCUGGCAGCAACCGCAAGCCAUGUCACAAGGAACUCUAUCAUCGAAGUAAACCGGCCACGAGGCGAGCUGUUUAUCGUCGCACUUGAGGGGCUAGCCGUUCUCGGCGAGCUCGCAAUACAUAUCACAGCGUUUGUGUAUCACGCUUGGCGUGGUACAAGUAACGCCGCAGGUAUUGCUGGAGUUGCUGUGUGGACAUAUGUCGCAAUUCUGGCUUCAUUGCGUCUGCUAUUCUCCAGCUCAAACAGAUUAUCGUUUCCCAAGCUCUGGUAUCAUACAGCGUUCAUAUAUGGUGCCCUCUGGCUUCUCACCGUCUUGCUCUUCCGUUCGGCCAUCAUCCACCCUCGCUCGAAUCUUUCACGUAACCUGACCAUAGCCGAUUUUGCCAUUGUGACUUUACUAGCUACAAUCGCAUUGACCACUCGAAAGGAAAACAAAGCUGUUAAAUUGGAAUAUGAGAAUGGUCUGGAGCCGUCGAAAGAGCAGGUGGCCAGUGUGCUGUCUCUCGCAACAUUUUCAUGGGUCGAUGCGAUUGUAUGGAAAGGCUAUACGAAAACGUACGAGAUGGAAGAUGUCUGGAACUUAUUGCCCAAAGAUAAAGCCGCGGCCGUGUUAGCAGAUUACCGAGCUGUAAAGAAAACAAAUGCACUUGCGUGGCACUUACUCAAAUACUUCAAGAGAGGUUUAUUAAUACAGGCUGCCUGGGCUGUUGGUUCUGGAUUCCUCACGUUCGCGCCUACGCUUCUCCUGAAGGUUAUACUGGAAUACGUAGAACGACCAGAUGAGACUCCAGUGAAUGCUGCUUGGUUUUAUGUGAUCCUGCUUUUCGUUUCCGGCUGCGCUUCAGCCCUCGCUGAUGGCCAAGCUUUGUGGGUCGGCCGGAAAGUUUGCAUCCGCCUCAAAGCUGUCAUCAUUGGUGAGAUAUAUGCCAAGGCCUUGAAACGCAGAGCUGCGUCCGGCACAGACAAGGUCCUAGGAGAGGCGAAUAAAUCCUCUGGCGCUGAUAGCAAACCUAGCCGCUUGAAGCGUGCAUUCACAUGGGGCAAGAAAAAAGCCAAAGACAAUGUCAAGACCCAGGACGCGUCUACCGCUGCGGCCGACGCAGCAGCAGCGGAUGCUCAGGUCACAUCUGGCGCGAUCAUCAAUUUAAUGGCGGUGGACUCUUUCAAAGUGGCUGAAAUUUGUGCCUAUCUGCACUUCCUUUGGGCGAACACUCCAGUUCAGGUUGUGCUCGCUGUUUAUCUCCUGUACAAGAUUAUGGGAUACAGCUCGAUAGCGGGUAUUGGGAUGAUGGCUCUGCUCCUCCCAAUCAACCUGUUCAUCUCCAAGCGAUUCGCAUCUAUUCAGAAGAAGAUUUUAGCCGCCACGGACAGCAGGAUUCACACCACAAACGAGGUACUGAGCAAUAUUCGCAUAAUCAAAUUCUUUGCAUGGGAGCAGCGCUUCAUUGGAAUGGUGGACGACAAACGAGACGUGGAGCUGAAGCACCUACGCCAUCGAUACAUGUGGUGGGCUAUUGCAGCUACCGUCUGGUCUGGAGCGCCGAUUCUCAUCACUUUCCUUUCAUUCUUUGUGUAUACAGUUGUUGAAAAGAAGGAUCUCGUGCCAUCGGUUGCGUUCACGGCGCUCUCUCUGUUUCAGAUCCUGCGCAUUCCUCUUGAUCAGCUUGCUGACAUGGUUGCGCAUGUCCAAGAAUCGAAAGUCUCCACAGACCGUAUCGAAGAGUACCUGAACGAACCGGAAACUGACAAGUACAACCAGUUGGCAAAAACCGAAUUCGACGAUGAAGGCGAGCCCCUUAUUGGUUUCAACGAAGGUACCUUUUCUUGGGGAAGCAAAGAAACGGACGAGGCCUGCGACGUUUUCAGACUGCUGGAUCUUGACAUCGAGUUCAAAGUGGGUCAACUGAACGUUAUUGCUGGCUCAACUGGCUCAGGUAAAUCUUCUUUAUUGAUGGCAUUACUUGGUGAAAUGACCCUUAUGAGGGGAGCUGUACGUUUGCCCGGUGGGCGCAGCAGAGAAGAAAUGAGACAAGAUCCAAAGACAGGACUCUAUGAAGGAGUUGCAUAUUGUGCGCAACAAGCCUGGCUCGUGAACGACAACAUCAAGGAGAACAUCGUUUUCGCAAGCCCCUGGAAUCCAAAACGAUACAAGGAUGUCAUUGCAGCAUGUUCUUUGCAACGGGACCUGGAGAUACUUGAUCAAGGCGACCAGACCCUUGUUGGUGAGAAGGGUGUGACCCUCUCCGGUGGGCAGAAGCAGCGCAUCUCACUUGCACGUGCGCUUUAUAGCAGGGCCCGUCACGUCAUACUGGACGAUGUGCUGAGUGCAGUGGACUCCCACACAGCGAAGUGGAUCUUUGAAAAGGCAUUACUCGGACCGUUGAUGUAUAACAGGACUUGCAUUCUGGUGACACACAACGUCGCUCUAUGUUUGCCGCAAGCUGAGUUAGCUGUCGUGCUUGACAAUGGUCAAAUAGUCGCCCAAGGAACGCCAACUGAGGUCAUUGAUUCUGGCAAACUAGGCGAAGAUCUGACUGCAUCCCGGCCUGCGUCGAGAGGCCCGUCUAGGGUUCAAUCGACCAUUGUUCCGGAUCAUCCAGAAGAGGAUACUCUUGGUGAGGCCAGCCUUUCAAUGCUUGAUGCUAGCCAUCAUAGAGGUGAUCAUCCGGGACGCCGCCACUCUAGCACUUCGCAGGUCAGAGCGCAAGGCUCAGAAAAUACUUUCCUUCAAUCAAAUGACAAAUCCGCAAAAUCAACCAAGACGAAUUUACCGGAAGAGACUAAAGCAGUCGGCGGAGUCAAGAUUCGAAUAAUUGCUCUUUAUUUACGUGCUAUGGGAGGUUUCUGGUUUUGGUCAUUCGCUGUCUUGGUCUUCGCGGCACAACAAAUUGCUUCUGUUGCUACCAACGUCUGGGUGCGAGAAUGGGCGACAGCUUACCUGCCUAAAGAAGCUCGUGUCAUGAAUAUCGAGAAUCAAACACCUGUCACACACGUUGGAGGUAUCAGCAGUAUGGGGUCUUGUCUAAGAAGUGGUACCUGCGUGUGGAACUUGCCCUUCUUCAUGACUAAGACGGAUACCUUCAGCAUUGCAUCCGAUAUGGAAGUCAACGCUGGAUACUAUCUGGGCAUCUACGCACUACUUGGUAUACUCUUCAUGAUCAUCACACUUUCCAGGGAGGCUGUUCUCUUUGAGGGCUCCCUAACAGCCUCUAGAAGGAUCCACACUCGUUUGAUAGAGAGCAUCACUCACGCCAAAUUCAGAUUCUUCGAUUCCACUCCUCUAGGGCAGCUCAUGAAUCGUUUUUCCAAGGAUAUCGAGUCUGUCGACCAAGAAAUCGCACCUGUUGCCAUUGGUGUCAUUCAUUGCAUGGGAUCAAUUCUCACUAUCGUUGUCCUCAUCUCCAUUAUCACGCCCGGUUUCCUGAUUGCGGGCGCUUUUAUCAGUGUUCUCUAUUUCUUCAUUGGCAAAUUUUACAUCAACUCAUCAAGAGACCUGAAACGUCUCGAGUCGGUACAGCGCAGCCCUAUCUAUCAGCAGUUUGGAGAAUCUCUCUCAGGCAUGACCACUAUCCGUGCUUAUGGCGACGAGGCUCGCUUUAUACGCGACAAUCUAACAAAGAUUAAUACUCAAACUCGGCCAUUCUUGUACCUAUGGGCUGCAAAUCGUUGGCUCGCGUUCAGGGUUGAUGUUGUCGGCGCCAUGGUCUCUUUCUUCUCUGGCACCUUUGUCAUUCUCAGUGUCGGCAAGAUCGAUGCUGGUGCGGCUGGUCUGGCUUUGACGUACGCUGUGACUUUCACUGAGAACGUUCUCUGGUUUGUCCGCCUCUACUCUUCCAACGAGCAGAAUAUGAAUUCAGUGGAACGUAUCAAAGAAUAUCUCGACGUCGAGCAAGAAGCAGACAUGAUCACCGAGACAAAGCCACCCGUUUCCUGGCCAUUAAAAGGGUCGGUAGAAUUCGUCAAUUAUAGCACUCGUUACCGACCAGAUUUCGAUACGGUUCUGAAGAAGAUCUCUUUGAAGAUCCUGCCGGGCGAAAAGGUCGGCGUUGUUGGCCGUACUGGUGCUGGUAAAAGUUCCCUGGCACUAGCUCUGUUCAGGGCGCUCGAAGCAGAGGAAGGGAAGAUUCUUGUCGACGAUUUAGACAUCGGUCUGUUGGGUCUACAGGAUCUACGUCAGAAUAUCGUCAUGGUUCCCCAGGACCCGACUCUUUUCUCUGGUACCAUCCGCAGUAACUUGGACCCCUUUGGUGUCUUUACGGACGAAGAAAUUUUUACCGCACUACGACGUGUUCAAUUGAUCGGAUCAACUGCCACCAGUACGGCUUCCACCACACCCUCGUCACCAACGGUCGCCGCAAAUGAGAGUGACGACAGCAGUGAUGAGAGCGAUCGCCUGACCACAAGACGUAUGUCUGUGAUUGCUACAACGAAUCCCGGCAGUAUUACAUCGCCCUUUCAUCCGGAUGCAUCUGAUGUAUCGGAUGCUACGAUUGUGAUUCCCGAGUCUCCUACUCCUGACAAUCCGAUCCGGGUGAAGGGCGUUAAAGAGAAUAAGAAUCUUUUCCUAAACCUCAACUCGCCUGUCGCAGAAUCCGGUACUAAUCUUUCGCAAGGCCAGCGGCAAUUGCUGUGCCUGGCUCGGGCAUUACUUAAAAAUCCGCAAGUCCUCCUCAUGGACGAAGCAACAGCAUCUAUUGACUAUGCAACGGAUGCGAAGAUCCAAGACACGAUACGAGAAUUGAAGAGCACCACAAUCACGAUCGCACACAGGUUACAAACAAUCAUCGACUAUGACAAAGUUGUCGUCAUGGACAAGGGCUCCAUUGUACAAUGUGGCUCGCCAUGGGAGUUGAUCAGUAACAAGGAGGGUCAAUUUAGAGACAUGUGCGUCGCUGCUGGCGAAGGCGAACUUGAGAUAUUGCUCAAAUUAGCGAAGAGAGCACACAUGGCGCGGAAACUGGUAGACGAUGAAUAG